UUUUUUUUUUCAUCAAGCAGACAUUUUGGUAUUUCGUGACUAUGUUGUGAAGAAAGAAAAAAUAUUACAGUUUUUUGUGUGAAAAAAGAAGUAAAAACAAAUAUCAAAUAGUUUAACUAAACAAAUAUUUAAAGUAACAUCUUAUCAAACAAUAAAAUCCACCUAUUUAUUAGUUUUAAAUAUAAACAAAUUCUUAUUUACUUUUGAAAAUUUCAAAGACAAGACAACAAAUACACAUAUUGAAGGUUGUUGGUGCAAUUGAAAAGUACAAUUCUAGAGAAAAAAAGAAGAAAUACGGAACAAUUAAAAGCAAAAACAAAUAAAAACUAAAAUGGUAUCGAAGAAGAAUUUCCAACAAAAUGGCAGAGUCAAUCAGCAGCAGAGACAAAUGCCAUAUAAGAAACCACCCUUAAAACCACCGAUGAUGCAAAAUUUCAAUAACCCCAUGUUUAAUGUCAGUCAAAUACCUGACAAUCCUGGUUAUUUAGAUUUUAAUUUACCCACACCACCGACUUUGUCAAAUAAUGCGACAGGUAAUGGGUCUGCUGCUAACAAUAAGAAUGCCAAUGGUAAUGCUAAUGCGGCCGGCACAGGAGCAGGCCAAAACAAUAAAAAGAAGAAUAACAAAAACAAACAGAGAAAUAAACCACAGACACAACAACAGAUGGGACAACAGAAUGGUGGUGGCAAUUGGAAAAAUAAGAAUCAACAAGGUGGGGGACCAAUGAAUCAACGUUUUAAUGGUGGUGGUGCAGGACGCAAUUUCCAGCCUAUGGGUAAUCGCAGGAGUAGUCGUUUGAUGGGACCCAUGGGUGGUCCGCGGGGAAUGGGUAUCAUGGGCCCACAAAUACCACCACCAAUGGGUUUCCAGCCACCCAUGAUACCGCCGAUGCCACCAAUGGGUCGUGGUGGUCCUCCUCUACCACCCAUGGGUGCACCUGUACCACCACCAUUUUUGAGACGCGGUAAUGGUCCUAUGCCACCACCCAUGCCCCCUAUGCUGCCGCCCCGUAUGGCACGCGGUAUGCCACCCGUCCCCUUUAGCGCCCCCAUAGCCGGCCCUGGUAAAAUUAACAAAAAGGGCAAAGUUAACAAAAAAGUUACGAAAGGCAAGAGUACCAUUAAAACUUUAAAGAACCUAAUCAAUCAGUAUCCAUUAGAUAAACCAUGGGUAAAUGAUGAGAUACGUGGGGAGCAUGACAAAAAAGUCGAUAUUGAAAAUCGUCUGAAAGGCAAUAAAGAUGAUGAACUGUUUGCUCAAUUCAAGGUACAACGUGAUAAAUUUGUAGCAAUGUAUGAGGCUGCUCGUGAAGAGUAUUUAAAGAAAGAGGCUGCUGCAGUUAAAGCAAAGGAUGAAAAAGACAAACAAACAAAUAAUACAACCAAAAAGGACGAUAAAAAAGAAGCAAAAUCAAAUGAUACUAAAACUAAAACAGUUUAAAUGAUUUAACACGAGUAAAUACGAAAAAAAAAAACUUUUUGAAAAAGUAUUUUUUAAAAGUAGUAGAGAGCUUCAGUAUCAAAUAAUAAACAAAAAAGUAAAAAACAAAUUAAACAAUACAUAAUCAACCACCACCCCACUUACAUCUCUUUUUUUCUUAAAAUAGAGUCGAAGCAUCAAAUAAUUAUAGUAAAAAUAAAGAUGAAGUAUUUUCGAAUUAAGAACUUUAAAUGCUUAAACUUAAAAAAACCAACAACUUUAAAAUAUUAAUAAUAAUUAAUGUGUCUCUGUCUAUUUAUUAAUAAUAAAAUAAAAAUAAUUAAUUAAAUGUAACAACAAAUCUUAAAACCAACAAAUAAUGAUAAAUGGAUGAUGUUUUCUAACAUCAUUUUUUUGCAAACUAAAAAGAAACUGCAAUUGUUUUAAGUGCAGCACUUUGCUGUUUAACUGAUAAAAGAAAUUAUUAUAUACAAAGAUUAAAUAAAAUAAAUAUUAAUAAAUUUAAGUCCUAAAUUUUUGAUGAUGAUGAUGAUUUGUGUUUACAUAAACAUAAACUCUCUCUAUCUAUAUAAUAAUUAUAAUAAAUUUGUAAACUGAACAAGAGUAACUAUUUAUUAAAUUCUAAAGUUUGAAGAACAAUUUAAAAAUCAUAAUAUAAAUACUAAUAACAUAGUUUUUUGCUAUUUUUUGAAAUAUGUAUUGUAUACUACUCAUUAUUUGUAAAACAUUGGUGAAAACUAAUUUAAUAACUCUUUGAAAAGCAACCAAAUGUUACAACUAAAUUAGUGUGUUUGAAAAUUGUAAAUUAAAAUAAAUUUGCUUAUCUUUUGCUAAACGUAA
Messenger RNA from Lucilia sericata (common green bottle fly), 2281 nucleotides. It is a transcript of the gene fs(1)K10, whose product is annotated as DNA-binding protein K10. The record is from RefSeq and is a predicted model, not a curated record. NCBI's taxonomy places the organism in Eukaryota, Metazoa, Arthropoda, Insecta, Diptera, Calliphoridae. The coding region runs from base 332 to 1441 and encodes 369 amino acids. The transcript has 2 exons.